Molecule: messenger RNA, 2086 nt
Organism: Drosophila takahashii
Lineage: Eukaryota; Metazoa; Arthropoda; Insecta; Diptera; Drosophilidae
Product: probable serine/threonine-protein kinase kinX
Biological process (GO): protein linear polyubiquitination
Cellular component (GO): LUBAC complex
Molecular function (GO): K63-linked polyubiquitin modification-dependent protein binding; ubiquitin protein ligase activity; linear polyubiquitin binding
Source: RefSeq, a predicted model, not a curated record
GCCGCUGCUGUGUGUGGGCCUUUCUGGCUCUUUGGAUGUGCCUGCUGGCCGCCGGGGCCUCCGGUGAGACCAUGAUCGAGGUGGACGAGAACGGCGACGAGUACGAGCUGAAGCGAUUCUACAUCCAGGGUCGCCAGCUGAGCGGCGACGGCAGUCAGUCGCAGUGUGUGGUCACCAGGCGCAAGCGAUCGGGUCGUGCCCUCCAAUCCGGAUCGGUAGCGGGUUCGGGAUCAGGAUCCGUAUCGGUUAGCUCCCAGCCGCUGAAGGUGGAGGCUCUGCCAGCCAAGGAGCAUCGCGAGGGCGGAGCUGUGCUGCAGGAGGUGGAGAAUAGCAAUAGGCGUUAUGUGGCCCUGACGGGUGUCCACCUGGAGUCGCCGCUCCAUGAGGAGCAGGAGGAUGUGGAGGAGAACGACGAUGAUGAUCAGGAGGAUGAUGAUGAGGUGGAGGAAUCCCAAUCUUCAUCCAAAUCGCAGUCGAACUUUGUGCCCGCCGCUUUGGCGUUGCCACUUCAGCAGCCGCAGCAGCAGCAGCAGCCGACCAGUGCUGCCCAUCUGAACCAGGGCGUCAGUGUGGUGGCCAAUGCUGCCAGUCAUGCCAAUGUGGCCGAGGAUGCCGGCAUUGUGGUCGUUCAGUCGCACCAGCCGCCCAAGGUCAAUCCGGACACCCAUGCCGUCUUCGAGCUGAAGCCGGUGCAAUCGGAUGUGGAUCCGUCGUCGGCCGUUAGCUUCUAUCCCUUCGUCCAGCCCUGGGAGGUGGUGGAUCAGUAUGGUGGCGAUGACUACGAUGAGGAUGACUACGACGAGGAGGAGGACUACGAUGACUUCCACUACGGCGGCUACGAUGGCUUCUUCCGGGAUCAGCCUGCAUUCCAGGGACUGGGCGCCUACGAGGAGCACAUCAUCAGCGAGGAUCAGCCCGUCUCGACGAUAGCCAGCUGGGUGACUGGCGAGGAUGACAGCGAUAUUGCUCCUGUGGUCAACAAGCGGCCCAAUCGGAAGAACAAGAACAAGAAGAAUCAGAAGAAUAAGAACAAGAAUCAGAAGAACAGGCGACAGCAGCAGAAGAAACGCAAGCAGGAGGCUCAAGAAGAAGAGGAGCUGACUACAAAGAGGAAGCAGAAGAAGCCGCAGCAGCAGGAUAAAGAUAAGGAUCAGAAGAAGAAGAAGCAGGAUAAGGAUCAGAAGAAGAAGAAGCCGGAGCAGAGUCUGGAGAAUCAGGAGGUGGAUGCUACCCCCAUCGAGGUGAUCAAGAAGCCAGUGGCCAUGGAUUCGGAAUCUGCAGUUGUUUCUGCCUCCUCUUCUUCGUCCACCAGCAGCAAUUCUUCGGGCAGCAAUUCUACAGACGGGCAGAAGAAGAAGAAGAAGAAGAAGAAGCCUGCCAGCAGCAGCAGCAGCAGUCUCAGCCAGCGUAGAACCAAGAAGAAGAAGAAGCAAUCUAGCAGCAGCAGCAGCAGCAUCAGCAUUUCAAGCAGCAACAGCAACAAGCGUCGCCGCCCCAGCAGCAACAUGGGUUCUUCCAGCAGCUCCUCCAUCGGAGGCUACCGUCGCCGUCGUCCGCAACAGCAGCAGCAGUUGCAGCAGCAGCAGCGUCGCCGGAAGACGCAACAGCAGAAGCGUCGCCGCCAGCAGCAACAGCAGAAGCGAAGACGCCAGCAGCAGCAGCAGCGCCGUAGAUUGCGCAACAAGAAUCGUCAAUUCUACGGCGACGAGCCGAUCAUCAACUGCAUUUACAUCAACAAGGAUGCCCCGACCACGACCACGCCACGCCCCUUCUGGAACAUCCUGGGCAGACAGUCGGAAGCGGAGGCGAAUGCCAAGUCGGUGAGCCCCUCGGACUCUUCUUCCGAAGAAUCGCCCGUGGAUCCGGUGGCCCAGCAGGCGGUUCUUCAGGCGGUGCGUCGCAACUUCAACGAGUUCGGCGGCAGGAAGCGCACCAAUCUGCGAUUCGUGUCCUAGAUGACCACCCAUAAGCUAUAAGUCCUCAUUUUUUUUUUUUUGCCUAUUUAUUUAUUUAUUGUAACGAACCCACUAUCAACAUACUUUUUUUUUUGAUCGAACCCGAUGAAAGUUUUACUUGGAAAGACCCC